Gymnogyps californianus (California condor) is the source of this 5221-nucleotide messenger RNA. It is a transcript of the gene AK9, whose product is annotated as adenylate kinase 9. The record is from RefSeq and is a predicted model, not a curated record. The transcript is spliced from 35 exons. Gene Ontology annotation, cellular component: mitochondrion; cytoplasm. Gene Ontology annotation, biological process: nucleobase-containing compound metabolic process. Gene Ontology annotation, molecular function: ATP binding; AMP kinase activity; ATP hydrolysis activity. Lineage: Eukaryota; Metazoa; Chordata; Aves; Accipitriformes; Cathartidae.
AUGGCUUCACAAGAGGAAAAACAAGCUCAGCCCUUUGCAGACAUCUUCGAUGAAGAUGAAGCUGAAAAAGCCUUUCUGUUGUCCAAACCCACUUGCUUAAUUAUCCUUGGAAAGCCAGGUUCUGGAAAGAAAACAUUAGCUAGAAAACUAGCACAAAUAUGGAAAUGCAUUUUCAUAGAAGCUUUGGAAGUAAUUCAAACAAAUAUUCAUGAAGAAACAGAAUAUGGGCUUAAGUGUCAAGAAUUGCUUUUUAAAGGUCAAAGUAUUUCUGAAGAACUGGUUACAGAAAUGAUUCUGAAAAAGAUUGAGUCACCAGAAGUUGCUCAUUUUGGUUAUGUUCUCAGUGGAUUUCCUUCUCUCUCAGAGGAAUACAUGACUGUUUCACAGCAAAUAGAGAAAAUAAAGAAUCUAAAAUUAAAACCGGAUAUCCUGAUUAACAUUAAGUGUUCAGAUUAUGACUUAUGCCAAAGAAUAUCAGGACAAAAGCAACACCCUGAUUCAGGGCACGUGUAUCAGAGGAACCAGUGGGAUCCUGACUUUAUUGAAAAGCAUAAGAAAGAGAAAGAUCAGCAUGAAGAAGAGAAUGAAGAAGAAGAUGAAGAGCAGGAAGAAGAAGAGGUAAAUAUUGCUAAUUUCUAAACAGUGCAAAAAUUUUUGCAUCAAUUAGUGCAGAGGCCUGAAGAUAUUCUUGAAAAUGCAGAGGAAAGAGUUGGAAUGUAUAAGGAUAUAAUGCUUCAUCCUUUAGAAGACUUGAUGGCUGAACAGGAUUGUCAAUAUCUUAUUGAACUGGAUGGAAAUCAGCAACCAGAUGAUCUCUUUGUAUCAGUGGUAGUUCGACUUCAAUCUCUGGGUGUUCGAAAUGGAGCUCCUAUAACUAGACUUCAAAGUCAGCAAGAAGAAAUGCUGGAGGGACUGGAAAACGAUGAACUCUUCCGGGUUCUGUCAUCUUACAAACUAAUAGCACACAGAUACCGAUGGCGUAGAAGCAGGUGGGGGCAAACAUGUCCUGUGGCUCUAAAGGAAGGUGAUAUUGUAAUGGGAAACCCAGACUUGGCUGUCAGUUUUCUAGGUAAAAUGUACGUACUGUCAUCCCCAGAGGCAUUGAAAACAUUUAUGUUGAAUCCACGGCCUUACCUGUUACCACCAAUGCCACUUCCUCCUUGUAAAGUACUAGUAUUUGGUCCUCCAUUCUCUGGAAGAACAACUAUUUGUAACCUAAUUGCACAGAAAUAUAAAGGAAAGGUUCUUGAUAUGGCCAAACUCAUUCAACCCCAUAUGGAAGAAUCAAGAGAAGAAAACAUUGAGCAAGUGCAAAGGGAUACAGUAGAAAAGGCUAUAACAGCAGUGAAAAAUAGGUUGGAAUUAGAAAAACAGUCAAGAGAAUCAGGAAUGUCAGAGAUAACUGCUGACCACCCAGAAGUUCAAGCGAUGGUAGAAGAAGCCAUAAAAAGUGCAUCAGUCUCUGAAGUUACACUGUCACCUGAAAUAUAUGCUGAAGUACUGGAGAGAGCUAUUGCAGAGCUUAUGAAGAAGAACAAAGACAGAUUUCCUGGUGCUCCAGAAAAAGGAGGAUGGGUAGUGGAUAACUACCCUCUGUCAGUAGAUCACUGGUCAGCUUUAUCAGAAAAAGGACUUUUACCUGACACUGUUGUCUUUCUGAAGGAUACAGAAAAAGAUGGAGUCUGUAUACUACGCAGAACAUACUUAGCAAAUAGGGAUGAAAUUAAUUCUAAGAUUUUGAAAAGACUAACAGAUGAAGCAUUAGAAAAGAAAGAAGAAGAAGAAGUAAGAAGAGAAAUGCAAGAAAUACUGGUAUCAGAGGAAGAUCAAUCUCUAGAGACUGCUGAGGAGAAAGGUGAAAAAAUCAUACUACCUGAGUUUGCAGAGGAUGAUUUUCCAGAUAUACCAGAAAUGGAAAUAAUUAAAAGGAAGAUUGACCUUUUCAUGCAUGACUGGCAAACAGUGGAGUCAGAAAUCAAGCAGUCAUCUCUAGUUCAGGUGGUUGUUUUAGAGAUUGCUGAGCAAACUCCAGAAAGUCUGCUUAAUCAAAUUGUGCUGGUUAUGGAAAAGCCUUUUAAAUAUCAUGGUUGGGAAUUAUCUGCUGAAGACUUAGAUGAGGAAGCAGAAGAUCUGGCUGCUGAAGAGGAAGAUGAAGAAGUUGAAGAAGAGGAAAAUGAAGAUGAAGAAGAUGAAGAAAAAACUAAGGAAAAGAAAAGGCACAUGGGAGACACAAAACACUUUUGCCCAGUCAGUCUGAAAGAGAACUUUGUCCUUUACCCAGGACUCUAUGAACAUGCAGCUAAAUAUCAAGAAAAGAUUUAUUACUUUUCAACUUCUGAGUACAGAGAUAAAUUUUUGAAGAACCCUGAGGAGUAUGUGGCUCACAAUGAACCAAUACAAGCUCCUCCUUUACGGGUAUGCUUACUUGGGACUCAUGGAGCAGGUAAAACUACUUGUGCACGACAGACAGCAGAGAAAUUAGGCAUUUUCCAUAUUCAGUUUGAAGAAUAUCUACAGGAAUUGAUCUUACCCAAAACUAAAGAGAAAGUUGGGCCCCAUUUUGAUGAAGAAUCUGAUGAAGAUAACAAUAAAAUGCCAAUUCUAUCACAGGAACUGGAAGACUUCUCUCAGACUAUGACUAAAACUGAGACUGAAAAUAGCAAACAGGAAGUGGAGUUAACUGAUGAGGAAGAAGCAAUCAAAGCAAAUCUAAUGGAUAAUGAAGCACUGCCUCCAGAAGUCCUUGAUAACAUUGUUCUUAACUGGUGGAGGAAAGAGCCAUUCCGGUCCACAGGAUUUAUACUGGAUGGUUUCCCUCGUACUUUAGAUGAAGCCCAGUAUUUGUCAGAACGAGGACUUUGUCCUGAUGUUGCGGUUUAUAUUCAAGUAGAACAAAGUGAUGUUCUUGACCGUCUUCUUCCUCCACGUCUGCAAAAAUGGAAAGAGAGACAGUAUAAAAAAAUGGAAAAUAAAAAGAAACUGAAAGACCUGAAAGCAAAAAUAAGGGAUGAGAGGAUUGCUAGAAGAAGGGAAGAACUUUUAGCAGAACGAAAACAAAAGAAACAGGAGGCUUUAGCAAAUAAGGAGCAUUAUGAAGCCACUGAGGAGGAAGAUGAGAAUGAAAAUGAAGAUGUUGAAGCUAUACUUGAAGAAGAGUUUUUCGAAGAAGAAGAAGAAGAAGAGGCUGAAGAAGAACAGGAGAUUGAUGCUGUCGAUCGCAUACAAAAUGAAAUUGCAGAAAAGUUUGAUUCAGAAAUAGACGCUUUACAAGGUGUACAGGAAGAACUUGAAAAAUUGUUAAUACCCCAAAUCGAGAUCAAUGGAGGACAGAAGCCUCACAUCGUACGCUACCAAAUAUAUAGCAAGCUGCAUUCUCUAAUGGAAAAUCGUGGAAGCAUUUUUGAGAAAUGUUACCCAAUAAGUUUGGCACUUGCACAUAAGAUGCUAGUUUUCUCAUACAAAUUUCCAAGUUCUUUUGGUCAGUGGGAUCCAAUCAAGCUAAGUGAAGGAGAUGUAAUCAAGCCACAACAAAGCCAUGAAAACACAGUCUUUCCUGUAAUCCAUCGACAAUAUAUUUAUUUCUUUUCAAGUAAAGAAAAUAAAGAAACAUUUAUGAAAAAUCCCAUCAAAUAUAUCCGUCAGCCAAAACCUAAACCAGCUGUGCCAGUUAAGAUUGCAAUUGUGGGACCUCCAAAAUCUGGAAAGACUACAGUUGCCAAGAAAUUUGCAAGUGUAUACGGGUUACUGCACCUGAGUAUGGGAGAUGCCAUACGGCUAGUGUUAAACAAUCAGCCAGAGAGUGAGUUGGCACUUAAGUUAAAGUGGCAUCUUCACAAAGGACUGACCGUACCUGAUGAACUGGCCAUCCAGGCUCUAGAUGUGGCUCUGAUGAAUCACGUGUGUAAUACCACCGGAGUUGUAAUUGAUGGAUAUCCUGUAACAAGAAAACAAGUAAACCUCUUGGAAUCAGCUAGGAUAAUUCCAGUGAAAAUCUUUGAAUUAGAAAUGGAUGCAAAGGAAGUGUUCAGAAGAGCACUGUUGGAUAAGAAAAGCACGAAUAGACCUCCCCACCCUGAACAUGACAGCUCACAGAUUCUAGCUAUUAAAAAUUCCUGCUAUAAACAGCACAUUGAUGCAAUUAGGACUUACUAUAAGAAGGAGCAUCAGAACUGGUGUGUGAUUGAUGCCUUUCAGAGCAAGUGGUGGAUCUGGAACAAAGUACUGCAGGAAGUUCAAGUGGUUGUUGAAGAAAUCCAGAUAUACCUGGAAAGAAUAAGAGAAGGAAGAGCAGCUGGCAUUGCUGAUUUAUGUAUUACUCCCGAAGAGCUGCAGUAUCGGCUGGGGGAGUUUGGACAGUACUGUCCCGUCAGCCUUGCAGAAAAGGGUGAAUUGGUUGACUGCUCUGUAACGUCAUCAUUGCAGUUUGCUGCAGAAUUUCGAGGACACUAUUACAAAAUGGCUUCACAGGAAGAACUGGCCAAAUUCUUGAGCAGACCAGAGGUUUAUGUGCCACCACUGGCACCUCACCCUCUCCCACCCCCAGAUAUGCUACCAAAGAAACUGACUGUGGCAGAAGUGAAGGCCUUAUUCCCCAUAAGUGCUGAAAUGCAGGGAUACUGUCCAGUCACUUACCUAGAUGGAAAACAGAGAUAUGAAGCUUUGGUGCCUGGCAACAUCGAGUAUGCAGCAAAAUAUAAAGAUAAGGUAUAUAUUUUUGAAAGUGAAGAAAAACUUCUGAAGUUUAUGAGGUUACCAGAGAAGUACUGGAAUCUGAAGCUUCCACGUAAACUCCCUCCAAUAAAGGAGCCAAUACUACUCACUGCACUUCCUUUGGCUGGAUACCUUGAACAGGGAGUAGCAACUUCGCUAAUAAAAGCUCUGAAUGAAGUAGGCUGCUUAAAGCCAAAGUUUCCGUUCCUAAGUGUAAAAAAAACUGCUCUGCUGUUUGUCGCCUGCCAUUUAAAAGCGCACAACCCCCGCAGCUCGCAGCCGGCGCGGCAGAUGUACCAGAAGAAGCUGGCGGGCUUCGUGGAGCACUGCCAGCUCGUCACCUACCUGGGGGCGGCCAUGGCGGGCCCGUACCGGGACCCGCGGUACAGGCCCCUUGGCUUUGACGGCAGGCUGCGCACCUUCCUUUCCCUGAAAGACGCCCGCCCCAGUUUUGUGUAGCGCGGGCCGCCUGCUUUCCUCCCCCCGCACUUCCUCUCAUUAACGCAAGGAG